Messenger RNA from Syzygium oleosum, 1909 nucleotides. Its product is annotated as ribosome biogenesis protein WDR12 homolog. Gene Ontology annotation, molecular function: protein binding. Gene Ontology annotation, biological process: ribosome biogenesis. Bases 130 to 1440 code for a protein of 436 amino acids. Gene Ontology annotation, cellular component: preribosome, large subunit precursor. The record is from RefSeq and is a predicted model, not a curated record. The transcript has 14 exons. Lineage: Eukaryota; Viridiplantae; Streptophyta; Magnoliopsida; Myrtales; Myrtaceae.
UCUUCUUCUUCUUCUUCUUCACCAUUACUGCGUGAAGCUUGAACCCUGAAAUUCCGCCGGCCACGAUCCGUCACCGCAUCCAAACUUCCGGCUCCGGCGGCCUCUCUCUCCCGGAGCUGUGCCCGCGACAUGGACAAGGACAACUUUGGCGAGGAGGAGAUGUCCCGGCGAGUCCAAGUCCGGUUCGUCACGAAGCUGAAGCCGCCGUUGAAGGUCCCCUCCGCUUCCAUCGCAAUCCCCGCGAACCUCACCCGAUUGGGCCUCUCCACCGUCGUCAACAAUCUCAUCCAAUCCGGGAGCCCGGAUUGGAAUGCGGAGCCGUUUGAUUUUCUGAUUGAUGGCGAGCUCAUCCGGAUGUCGCUCGAACAGUUUCUUCUUGCCAAAGGCAUUUCCGCGGAGAAGAUAUUGGAGAUAGAGUACAUUAGAGCCAUAGCCCCACGAAAAGAGGAAGAUGCAUCUGAACAUGAGGAUUGGGUUAGUGCAGUCGAUGGGUCUAAUCCUAAGUUCAUUUUGACAGGAUGUUAUGAUGGUUUAGCAAGGGUAUGGGAUGCUCCCGGAUCAUGCAGUCAUAUAUUAGGAGGACACGGUGAUGCAAUUACUUCUGUCAGCGUCGUCGAUCAGGAAGGAGCUGAGAGUGUUUGCGUGGCAACUGCAUCAAAAGACAGGACGCUAAGGUUGUGGAAGAUUCAUACCGAGGCAUCUCUUAAUUCUUCUGUGACGAUAAGGGCAUUUAAAAUUCUGCGGGGGCAUAAAGCAUCAGUCCAAAGUGUUUCAGCGAGAUCUGCUGGAGACAUGAUCUGUUCUGGUUCUUGGGAUUGUACUAUUAAUUUGUGGAACACGAAGGAGUUGGGUGCAGACGAUAAUCCUGUGACAGUCAAGAAGAGAAAAGUUAAUAAUCAAGUUGAGGAAUCUCAAAUGGAGGAGGAAGCCGUGUCUACACUUGUAGGCCAUACACAAUGUGUAUCUUCAGUGAUUUGGCCACAACCGGAGACAAUUUAUUCUACUUCAUGGGAUCACUCUGUGAGACGGUGGGAUGUUGAGACUGGCAAAGAUAUGUUGAACAUAUUCUGUGGGAAAGCCCUCAAUUGCCUUGAUAUUGGUGGUGAAGCCUCUGCUUUGAUUGCUGCUGGAGGUUCUGAUCCUGUUCUCAGGAUAUGGGAUCCUCGCAAACCAGCAAGUUCGGCCCCCAUCUUCCAGUUUUCCUCGCACGCUUCUUGGAUAUCGGCUUGCAAGUGGCACGAUAAAUCUUGGUUUCAUCUACUUUCAGCAUCCUAUGAUGGGAAGAUAAUGCUAUGGGAUUUGAGAACUGCUUGGCCUCUGGCUGUCAUUGAUUCUCACAAAGAUAAGGUAUUUUGUGCAGACUGGUGGAGAGGUGAUUGCGUGGUUAGUGGCGGGAUGGACUCAAAACUGCGGGUUUCUUCAGGGAUACCUAUCCAAUGAGGUCCUCAAUAUAAUCAUGGGAUCAUCUGGUGAAAUGCUGCAAUCGUGCUUUUGCCAAUGUUUUUACUCAAUUUAUGUGAGAGCUCGAUUGGGAUUCGGGAAUUCUAGUAAUCAUCCGAAGUCCAAAUCUACGAGUUAUUUAUCAAGAGCUCUUGAAGUUAUCCAGCUUUGGUUUGCUAAAACCAAGACUUGCCUUGUGAUAGGCAAUGCAUGGAAAUUCUCUGCGGGCAAACACCAUCAAUCUGUGAGCCUUGACCGAUUGAAGACAAUCUGUAACCCUUGAAAAUGUAUUAGUUGAGUGAGAUGUUGCAGAAGAUAGCUGGAUGUAUAUGCAUCCAAUUUUGCGUAAGCAUGUGCGGGUAUGCUCGUGUUUUUCCCAUGCCAUAUUGUGAGAGAGAAAAGAGGUUAUAUUCAGCAACAAUUUGAUAAUUGCAUCCUGGUAUCAAUUUUAGGUGAAUUUUGUUAGUAC